AAACGUUUCGGAAAGAGUCAAAAUUUUCUUGUAAUCAAAAUUAUUGGUUUCCAUAUAUUUUAUAAAUAUGAGUUUUAAGUCAAAAUUUUUUGCAAAAAUAGUCAGGGCAGUUGCGGGUUUCCAGCAGACACGGAUACCGCAGGUGAUUGCAGAUAAAAAGACACAAGAGACAGCAAUAAGUACCAAUGUUAGUUCUAGUUCAUCGCACAUCCAAGAAAAGGAAGCUCAAAAUGGUGAUAACGAACUUGUGCCGGAAAGCUCUAACAACAUGACCAAUUUAAAGAGUCGAAGUUCUCGGAGUGUCACUAUGACUAAUAUAAAAUCGCAAACAGAAAUCGCAAACAGGUCACCCAAAUCUUCAGAUCAAGAAACAGGAAUUCCAACCAUUUAUAUGAAAAUGUUGAAAGAUAAUUAUACUGAGUUUAAUGAGCAUUUUAAAAACUUGGAACAAAAGAAAGUAAAAACAGCACGUGAAAUAGUCGAGCACAAAAAUCUUAAACGCCCUUGAGCGCGCCGUUCAUUUCAAGAUUUAAAAUCCAACUAUUUUGUAGUCAUUAGCAACAAUAGAAUUCGAGUUUGUAAACCAGUAGUUCACUGAAUCUAUUCAUCGAAUUUGAUUGAAUUUGAAAUAUGCAAAUAUUUCGGACUUACUUCCGAGAGAUAAUUCCAUCUCUUCGAUCUUUGAAAUUUGCAAUUUAGUUUCCAACCAAUUUCCAUCGAGUUUCUUGUGACAACGUUGUUGUGAUGAAAUGUCGGACAGUAGACAUUCUAAUACAUCAACAUGAUUUGCUUAAAGUCAUUGGUGAAAUUGCGGAUAUAGGAGCUGCGAUAAUUCUACGCAACUUAAUCAAUUAAUCCAUGAAAAUCAACCGUAGUAUUAAUAGACAUUCGUAUUUUCAUAUAUAAUGCAAUGGUCUCCUCCAACUGCCACUCGUAUAUUGAUGUAGGUCAUAUAUCACGUUGUCGUGGUAUUCAUUACUGUGGUAUUCAUUCGAGGAUGAUUAUGUUGCUGUGGUAACACCAAAUAAUGUUCAAAAUUCUGUAAAUCAAUAUUGUAGUUAGUUGUAAAUAAUAAAGUAUUUUGACACAUAAACGUUUAGAUGAGAAAUUAGAAUAAAUGUCUUUCACUUCUCGACAUAUUCUUAGAUCAGGAACUAGUGUCGUCCUGAUCACUACAAAUUGCUAAAGGGCCGUAGCGGAACUUUACAGCGGCACUAGUACAGCAGUGGCUUUAGCGGUUUAUGUCAACAACAAAAGUCUUCUCAAACGUACAAUAGUUG
Teleopsis dalmanni is the source of this 1280-nucleotide messenger RNA. RefSeq lists its product as uncharacterized. The record is from RefSeq and is a predicted model, not a curated record. The transcript is spliced from 5 exons. Bases 68 to 508 code for a protein of 146 amino acids. NCBI's taxonomy places the organism in Eukaryota, Metazoa, Arthropoda, Insecta, Diptera, Diopsidae.